CAGCCUGGAGGCGACAUUUCUUCUCUGUUUGCAACCUUCACCAUAUUGCUAACUGUGGGAUACUCCUAGAAUCUCUGGACUGGUGCAGUGCACUUCAGGCACUGUGUGCUUCAGUGCGUAAUAUCGGAAACAUGUGCACAAGAUCACCAUUUGGGAUCCAGCAGGAGCAGAUUCUCAUUCAUACUUGUCCCACACAACGUAAACUCAAAAUUAUGUUCAGAUAACACAAGCAAGCUUUGACACAAGUCUGAUUGGUCAGCCCUCAUAGUCGGAGACGUCACUUCCUGUUCCUUCUUCCAAUCCCAAACUGGUGGCCAUGCUAGACCUUGAGGUGAGGAGAGAGACCCUACAAUCAGACAAGGAGGUGCAAAACAUUAGUCUGCAAAAGGGGAAAUGGGCCCGUACGAACACAUCACCCAGGUCGACAAACGUAUUGCAGAAGAAGUUAAAAAACGUGAACAUUUGUACAAUCCGUUCUCGGAGUUUUAUAAAGAUGCAGCGGUUACAUACAGUUCAUGGAAGGAGAUUGCGGAUCAACUUGGAUUGGAGCAUAAAGAAUGUCAGAAGUCGUGGAGAGUUCUUAGGGACAGGUAUGUUAGGGUAAAGAAGGCGUGGGAUAGUAAGGGAGGAAAGGGAAAGAAAAUCCCCUCUGUCUACACAUAUCUCUCGUGGUUGGAGCCUCACAUCAAACAUCGAACACCGUCCGCCGACGCAGAGACAGAGACGAGCGAACCCACACAUGAGACCCAAGUUGAGAUCACGGCCGAGACUACACUGGUGCCACCCCAUACGGAAGAAGACCGCCCUCCUCCAAGUAGCCUGCUCCCGUCUAGGCAGAGGAGGAAGAUAGAAGAGAUGGAGUCCAGGCUUCAGAGCCAUGUGGCCAAGCUGGAGGAGCCUCACAUCAAACAUCGAACACUGUCCGCCGACGCAGAGACCGAGACGAGCGAACCCACACAUGAGACCCAAGUUGAGAUCACGGCCGAGGCUACACUGGUGCCACCCCAUACGGAAGAAGACGGCCCUCCUCCAAGUAGCCUGCUCCCGUCUAGGCAGAGGAGGAAGAUAGAAGAGAUGGAGUCCAGGCUUCAGAGCCAUGUGGCCAAGCUGGAGGAGCGCAGGGCUCAGCUAGAGCAGCAGAAGAUGGCACUGGACGCACAGAAGAUGGCCGAUAAAGAGGUGGACAAGUUCAGCCUGAUGGUGGCCAGCCUGCUGCGCAAGGUUCCAGAAGAACUGAGGCCAGAGGCCAUGUUUGAGGUCCACAAGGUCAUGUAUGAGAAGCUGCAGAAGGCCAAACAGACAGCAGCUCAACAAGUGUCAUAGGAUGACUGUUUUUUCUAUUCAUAUUGUACAUACAUAGUGCUUUAAAACAUUGUUUAUUUAGUAUUUGAAGUGUUUCAUUGCAAAGGGAUGUCUCCACCAUUUUUGACUUUUGCAUUUUGUUAUUGGAAAUGACUGUUCAGAUGUCCUGUCAGCCAUCUGUGAAUUCUUGCCAUUCAAAUAUUUUGAGAACCUACUUAAACCUAUACUAAAUGCAUUUUG
This is a messenger RNA of Engraulis encrasicolus (European anchovy), 1542 nucleotides long. RefSeq lists its product as uncharacterized. Bases 394 to 1323 code for a protein of 309 amino acids. The record is from RefSeq and is a predicted model, not a curated record. Gene Ontology annotation, cellular component: transcription regulator complex; nucleus. NCBI's taxonomy places the organism in Eukaryota, Metazoa, Chordata, Actinopteri, Clupeiformes, Engraulidae. Gene Ontology annotation, biological process: regulation of transcription by RNA polymerase II. The transcript has 3 exons.